AUGGCAGGAAUUAAAGUCAGCUCAUAUUUUAUCAAUAUAUCACCUGAAAAAUGGAAAAUUUCCGAGUUUUACAAGUAUCGCCAGCAAGGAAAUGACUUUACCAGCUCGUUUUGGAAGGAAGCUUUUAUACUUAGGAGAUCUCUCAAUUAUCUUAUGAAAGGAGACUCAUCAGAAGUCAAGAAUUAUGCUACUCUAUUGGAUAAAAAUUUCAAGGCACGUAAUGGUCAUCGUACAAGUGAUAUGGAUUCAAAGUUAUUCUGGGACAAGAUCGAGUUACAAUUAGAUUUUCAUGCUGAAAUUGAAAUGAGAGAGAGGGAGAUGCAGUUAGCCGAGAAUGAAUGUUUCAUUCAGACUGAUGAAUGGGUCCCAACGAAAUGGAAAAAAAUGGAUUAUUUUUCAGUCACUCCUCUCCAACGUGAACAGGACCAACCACCACAUCCUCCUCCAGAUCAAAUCUAUUCGUUAGUUUUGAAGGGUAAAAAAGAUGAAAUGGAAGAGCAGAAUGCAGAUUUAGAAAAAGAUCGUAUUUAUACAAAUUUGGAAACUUUAAAAUUGAAUGUACAAAAGUUAGACUCAAUGACGACAACACCAUCAAAAGUCAAUAAUAAUAAUACCGCAAUAACUACUCCAAUUGACAUAAAUACAGAGAAUGCGCUACAACAAACACUAGCCUCAACAUCUGAUUCAAUUCUAUCAAAAAAGUCUCAACAUAGCAGAGUAGCGUCCAAUGAUGAUCCACUAACAGACUUACCCAGUCCUGCCACUUCUUUAAUGGAUUUUCCAACUUCCCAUCAUUUAUCGAUACAUAAAAUAAGUCCUUCAAGUUUAAAAUCAACCGAAUUAAUUGGUCAUUACGCUAUACAAAAAACAAUUGGCGAAGGUAGCUUUUCUAAAGUUAAAUUGGCAAUUGAUUUAAGUAAUUGUCAAAAGGUUGCUAUAAAGAUCAUUGGGAUUAAAGGUAUUCAAGAUAGUGAAAGAGUAAAAUCUAGUGUUUUAAGAGAAGUUGAAAUGUUAAAGUUCAUUAAUCAUCCGAACAUUGUAAGAUUAUUUGAUGUAGUAGAUAUUUCAACUCACUUUUGUUUAAUAUUAGAAUAUAUUCCUGGUGGAGAAUUAUUUGAUUAUGUCAAUGAUUAUUAUGAAGAGACAACUGAACAAGAUUCAAAACAAAUUUUCUUACAAUUAGUUGACAUUGUGAAAUAUCUACAUGAUAAUAACAUUGAUGUAGAUUCCAACAAAAAAGAUCUAUUAAAAUCCAAUCCAAUUAUAAAGUUAACUGAUUUCGGAUUAGCUAAAUUUGUUGAUCCAACAAAUCCUUUAUUAUCAACAAGAUGUGGAUCUGAAGAAUAUGCUGCGCCUGAACUUAUAUCUGGUAAAUCACCAUAUGAUGGUAAGAAAACAGAUAUAUGGUCAUUGGGCAUUAUAUUAUAUAGUUUAUUGGUUGGUUAUUUGCCAUUUAAUUUUGAUGGGCCAAGAAAACAAUUUUUACAUAAAAUUAUCAAAGCAGAAUUUGAUUUUCCUAAAACUUCCAUGGAAGGUGAACGUGGUAGAAGAGGUACAAUUAGUAAUGAGGCAAAAGAUUUAAUUAAAAAAAUAUUAAUGUCUGAUCCUGAUAAACGUUUUACUUUGGAAGAAAUUAGUAAUCAUGAAUGGUUAAAAUAA
Entrophospora sp. SA101 is the source of this 1659-nucleotide messenger RNA. The record is from the annotation of a GenBank genome assembly. Lineage: Eukaryota; Fungi; Glomeromycota; Glomeromycetes; Entrophosporales; Entrophosporaceae.